Messenger RNA from Hypomesus transpacificus, 3563 nucleotides. Its product is annotated as splicing factor U2AF 65 kDa subunit-like. Gene Ontology annotation, molecular function: poly-pyrimidine tract binding; pre-mRNA 3'-splice site binding. Gene Ontology annotation, cellular component: U2AF complex; nuclear speck; commitment complex. NCBI's taxonomy places the organism in Eukaryota, Metazoa, Chordata, Actinopteri, Osmeriformes, Osmeridae. Gene Ontology annotation, biological process: mRNA processing. The record is from RefSeq and is a predicted model, not a curated record.
CGAGUGCAACAACUUCCUGUGUCACAGGGUGCCUGGGAGAAGGGAGAGCAAGAAGCGGGCAUACCAAAUCUAUCGUUGACGUUAUCAAAUUUUUUACUGUAAACGUAACUUUUGGGUUUCUCAAGACACCAACGGCUUGCAGUGGAUCACUGUAGUGACCUUUUGAUGCAUAUUUAGCUCACCUAUCUUUUUAUUCGACUUACCUACCCAGUUAACGUACACGACUCCUGCAAGAGCAGGCCCGUUCUCCAGGACGUUGCUUUAUCUGGUUAGCAAGCUAGCACACCCGAACACGUUUUCUUCCUCAAUGUUUUUGUCCGUUUACUUCGUAUUUUGAGACCAUAUUGCUGUAGCUAACCCCGAGUUUUGUAAUUUUUAUAAGGAGUAGCACGUUUAUUCUGUUUAUACGUAGUUGAAUGAAUACUUUGCUAGCUAGCUACGUUUUUAGCUAAAUUAGUGUGCCGCUCGCCGUAUUUUUGCUAGCUUGCUAGCCAACGCGCUACCUUCCCGUCCAGUGAACGCAGAUAUAGGCUUGCAUUUGCGGAUUUGCAAGUGAGCUAACACAUUAGCCACGAAAAUGUCGGAUUUUGACGAAUUCGAGAGACAGCUGUCUGAAAACAAACAAGAAUCAUCUCAUCCACACACCGGUUUUUUACUUCCCGCAGCGGAGAGAGACAAGGAAAACCGUCAUCACCGCCGCUCCCCCUCACGCAGCCGCAGCAGGGAGCGAAAGAGGCGAAGCAGGGACAGGGACAGACGCAGCCGAGAUCGCCGUGGGGACAGCAAAGAGAGACGGCAGAGACGCAGACUGGAGCGCAAUACAAAGGUGUCAUUGGAGCCCUCCAGUGGAAUAGGGUUAGAUCUGACUGAAGCGUUUCAACACACCAGCUCACCCGCUCUCAACCAACCCCAAGAGAUUGCUGUAAGCCGCUCUCCGCACCGCGAGAAGAAGAAGAACAAGGUGAAGAAGUACUGGGAUGUCCCUCCGCCGGGGUUCGAACACAUAACCCCCAUGCAGUACAAAGCCAUGCAGGCUGCGGGCCAGAUCCCAGCCACGGCGCUCUUACCCACCAUGACCCCCGACGGCCUGGCCGUCACCCCCACCCCCGUGCCCGUGGUGGGCAGCCAGAUGACCCGGCAGGCCCGCAGGCUGUACGUGGGCAACAUCCCCUUUGGCAUCACAGAGGAGUCCAUGAUGGAUUUCUUCAACGCUCAGAUGCGUCUGGGCGGUCUCACUCAGGCCCCUGGCAACCCAGUCCUCGCCGUGCAGAUCAACCAGGACAAGAACUUCGCCUUCCUGGAGUUCCGCUCUGUGGAUGAGACGACCCAGGCCAUGGCGUUUGACGGCAUCAUCUUCCAGGGCCAGAGCCUGAAGAUUCGCCGUCCCCAUGACUACCAGCCCCUGCCCGGCAUGAGCGAGAACCCCAGUGUUUACGUUCCGGGCGUGGUGUCUACGGUGGUACCUGACUCUGCACACAAGCUCUUCAUCGGAGGCCUGCCCAACUACCUGAACGAUGAUCAGGUGAAGGAGCUGCUGACAUCCUUCGGGCCCCUGAAGGCCUUCAACCUGGUGAAGGAUAGCGCCACCGGCCUCUCUAAGGGAUACGCCUUCUGCGAAUACGUGGACGUCAACCUCAAUGACCAGGCCAUCGCAGGACUGAACGGCAUGCAGCUGGGGGACAAGAAGCUGCUGGUGCAGAGAGCCAGCGUGGGAUCCAAGAACGCCACCCUGGAGACGAGUAUAAACCAGACCCCAGUGACGCUGCAGGUGCCGGGCCUGAUGAACAGCUCAGUCAACCAGAUGGGCGGCCUUCCCACGGAGGUGCUCUGCCUGAUGAACAUGGUGGCCCCCGAGGAGCUGCUGGACGACGAGGAGUACGAGGAGAUCGUGGAGGACGUGAGGGACGAGUGCAGCAAGUACGGCCAGGUCAAGAGCAUCGAGAUCCCCAGACCUGUGGACGGCCUUGAGGUCCCUGGGACUGGCAAGAUCUUUGUGGAGUUCAUGUCGGUGUUUGACUCCCAGAAGGCCAUGCAGGGGCUAACAGGAAGGAAGUUUGCCAACCGGGUGGUGGUGACCAAAUACUGCGACCCCGACGCCUACCAUCGCCGAGACUUCUGGUAGAGGAGGCUGGAAGAGAAGGGGGUGAGGGGCGGAAAGGAAGGAGGAAGGGAUGGAGGGAGGGAUGGAUGUCCCAGGUUUUAGUUGACCUCCAGCCUGUAUCUUUAGGCACUCGUGCAGGGAUGUGAACACCAAAGGCUUUUGGUGUCAAAGCUUCCUAGCUUUUCCAAAGGCACCUCUUUUUUACGCUGUAUUUGUUCCAUACCUGCAGGACAUGUCUAAAGGUGGGGGCUCCGGGGCAGUUAGGCGCUGCGGAGACGACUGCAGGGGGAGGGUUUCUAUUCAACUAAACGGGAGGGGCUUGGGGGGGGGAGAGAUUUUGAGAAUUGUGUGUAGAAACAGGUAAGCGAGGGGCUUAAACGAUUUUUAUACUUUGUGAGAAAGGGAUGUCAUCAUUGGGGGGGGGGGGGGGGUGCCACACAAUGAGGUUUGUAUUUAAGUGAAGAGGGGUAGCCUGUUUCAGUCCUUUCGAGGACAGGAGGGCGGGUGGCUAGGUGGUUUUAGGAGGAGUUACAGGCAGUGAGGGUUGACAGUUGGAAGUUCCACCCACUGAUGCAGAACAUCUCGAGGGAGGUUGGGGGAGUACAGUGCAGUGGGGAGUGAUUGAUAAGUAGGCCCCUUAUUUCAUCAACAAUUUUUCAGGUUUGAACUCAUUUUGUUUCUUCAUCUGGCUACACUCAUCCUUCCAUACGUGUGUGUGUGUGGCUGUCAUUAGGGGAAGCUUUAACUGUGUUCAUGUAAGACUGUAAAGAUCUGAAUGUCAACGUUCAUCUGUUCAAUACUGUAAUUGACUAGAUACGCUGAUCUGACUUGCGACAUCUUAAAUUGCAGUUUCUGAGGGUGAAUUGGAAGUAUGGUGUUUGAACAGUGCCCACAUGUGUUUUGGUGUUUUUGUUUGAUAUUUGGUUUAAAAAACAAAAAAGAAGAAAAAAUAACAAAAAAGUAUCCACCAUCUUGUCAAUGUCACCAUCUCCAUUAUUAGCAGGUGACCUUUCACCUUCACCUUCACCCUGCAGAGGAGCUAGAGAGAGUCACAUGUUAAUGAACAGGGAAAAAACGUUGUUGUUUUGUUUAUUUUUAUUAGCUCUUGAUUUUUAAGAAGCAUAAAUCAAAUAGGUAAUGAGGAGGGAUCUGUCUAGCUCUGAAUAAAAGCCUUAAUGUUACGUUUUCAUGUCAAGGUCUGAUAAGGUAGAAAAUAGGUUACUCCUCGAUCUGUCUUUGAAUAUGUCUAUACAUGUCAGCAUUUCAUGGCUUCAAAUUGUUUAAUUUGGCAAAUACCUAAGUAACUAACGCAUCGCUUUGUAAGAUUCUUCUGUUUUUUUUUUGCCUCCUAUUUCAAACUGAUCUUUGUGGGAUGGAAGCUAGAAAUGUCUUGGACCUGGUUGUUUUAGUAUGUGCCACAUCUGACCCCUCUCACCAGACAAAAUAAACAUAAAUAUGAAUA